UCUGAGUGUUCAGUAAGAAAUUCAUUACUCGAAACUAUUUUUGAGCCACUAGGGUACGUGUUCGAUAAUACUGUGGUUUCUGUUCUUCCAGACUAAGGUAAACGAAAGUGCGCAAUGCAUGCAAGCAGCAAAAUGGGUGAAAAAUAUAAACCUUGGAUCAUCUUUCUUCAUCUACUAGUAAUCACGUGUUCCUGCAAUAGAAGCUGCAGAGCCAGGGGAUUGAUUGAAACAGAAGACAAAUUCUUCAAAGCAACCUCAAAUGAUCAUCAUGAAACAGAACAUGCACAUGCUCACUCUCACGUGGAUCACAUAGAUCCUUCUGUGAUGGUGUUUUUCACCAUCGAAGAUUUGAAGGUUGGGAAAACAAUGCCUAUUCAUUUUCCCAAGAGGGACCCUGCAACAUCCCCUAAGUUGUGGCCAAGAGAAGAAGCAGAUUCACUUCCUUUCUCACUGAACAAACUCCCAAACCUUCUCAAAAUCUUCUCUGUAUCUCAAAACUCUCCCAAAGCCAAGGCCAUGGAAGAUACCCUUAGGGAAUGUGAGACCAAACCCAUCAAAGGAGAGGUAAAAUUCUGUGCCACCUCUUUAGAAUCCAUGCUUGACUUCACUCAAAGCAUUCUUGGCUUCACAUCUGAUCUAAAAGUUUUGUCCACCUCUCACCAAACCAAAUCAAGUGUCACUUUCCAAAACUACACUAUGUUAGAAAAUAUCAUAGAAAUCCCAGCUUCCAAGAUGGUGGCUUGCCAUACCAUGCCUUACCCUUAUACAGUUUUUUACUGCCACAGCCAAGAAAGUGAGAACAAGAUUUAUAGGGUCCCACUUGCUGGUGAAAAUGGGGAUAGGGUGGAUGCUAUGGUUGUUUGUCACAUGGAUACAUCACAAUGGGGGCAUGGUCAUGUUUCAUUUCAAGUUCUGAAGGUCAAACCGGGAACCACUUCUGUGUGCCACUUUUUCCCAGCAGAUCAUCUCAUCUGGGUUCCCAAACUGCAACCACAAGGUUUUGCAACCAUGUGACUUUAGUGUUAGUGUUGUGUGCUUAUAAUUGUAUCUCAAGACUGUUUGAUGUUUGAGUUUUUCUUUCUUUGACUACUAAAAGAUGUGCUCAGUGGGAGCUAAAGAAAUAAUGCAAAAACUUAUUAUCGGUUAUUUGGCAUAUGUAAGAUUGCUUGUUUUUUAAUUUUCAGUAUGAAGUGUGAACUAAGACACACAUCUUUUAAUUUUUU
This is a messenger RNA of Glycine soja, 1223 nucleotides long. Its product is annotated as BURP domain-containing protein BNM2A-like. NCBI's taxonomy places the organism in Eukaryota, Viridiplantae, Streptophyta, Magnoliopsida, Fabales, Fabaceae. The transcript has 2 exons. The record is from RefSeq and is a predicted model, not a curated record. Bases 115 to 1014 code for a protein of 299 amino acids.